AUGUUGUCAGAGCCUCCGUCGAAGAGCAAGCCUCAAGCCUCACUCUCCAAGCUUCCAGAGCCCGCUCCUCCGAAGCCGACGUCCCUUUCCACAGAUCCACCCAGCCCCCUGUACACAAUCUUCACAGUACGGGAGAAGCGCCUUCUGACCUUGCUCCUCGGUCUCACCACGAUAACAUCCCCUUUGACGGCAACCAUCUACUUUCCUCUCCUUCCUCUCCUCAGCACCCACUACCACGCCUCUCCUCAAGCAAUCAAUCUUACCAUAACCAUCUACAUCAUCUUUCAAGCCCUGUCCCCCGCCAUCUUCGCCACCCUCUCCGACUCCCUCGGCCGCAGAAUCGUAUAUCUUAUUACUCUUACCCUCUACGUGCUGUCGAACUUGGGCCUCGCACUGGAGCAUAACAGCUAUGCCACCCUCGUGGUCCUGCGGGCCUUUCAAAGCCUCGGAGCCAGCGCCGCUUUCGCAGUCUCUUAUGGCGUCGUUGCGGACGUGUGUGUCCCGGCGGAGCGGGGGAAAAUGGUUGGGCCCGUAAGCAUGGCCUUGAACCUGGGCACUUGUGUGGGGCCUAUCGUUGGGGGUUGGGUUGCGUUCAAGUCGGGAGAUUAUAAUUGGGUCUUCUGGUUCUUGGUUGUCAUCGGCAUAAUACUGCUGGUAGCUGUGGGAGGACUUUUGCCUGAGACGGCGAGGACUGUGGUUGGGAAUGGGAGUGUCAAGACCCAACGAUGGUGGGAGAGGACUUGGCUGUCGUUUCUUCGGGACCGGAGUAAGAGGACGGGGGGAAAUACAGCGAGGAGCGCAGGGAGAGAGGAGGACCCAAAACCAAGGAUGUCGGAUGGGAAUUGCGGGGAGACUGCCCAAAGCAAGAUUAACGCCGCCACCGAAGCAAUGGCUAGGACCGGAAGGACGGUUAAAAUGCUGAAUCCACUGCCUUGUCUACGAGUAAUUUUGUGGAAAGACGCGGCUCUUGUCUUGUGGAUGCAUGCGUCCUACUAUAUGGUCGAUUACAGCAUUCAGACAUCUAUCCCGUCAUCGUUCAAAGACAUCUACCAUUUCAACGAACUUGAAAUCGGGCUCGCAUAUCUCCCACGAGGCAUCGGCAUCAUCUCUGGUGGCUAUGUAAAUGGCAAAUUGAUGGAUCGAAACUAUAGGACCUCAGCAAAAGAGAUAGGACUCACGAUUGACCGAGAGCGCGGUGACGAUCUUCAGCAAUUUCCGAUUGAAAGGGCGAGGACAAGAGGGUCCUGGUAUCUAUUAGCGAUCUUGACAGGCGCUUUGAUUGGAUAUGGAUGGGCCCUCGACCAACGUAGUCACGUGAGUAUUCCUCUCCUGCUUCAGUUCAUUCAAGGAUUCCUUGGUACCUCUAUCUAUACCAUUUUCAAUACUCUUUUGGUGGAUGUGUUUCCAGAGAGUCCUAGCACGGCCGCGGCAGCGGCCUCCAUCUCUCGUUGUGCCCUGGCCGCCUCAGGCGUCGCGGCCGUUCAACCUCUCGUCGGUGUCUUAGGGAGGGGAUGGUAUUUCACGGCCUUGGCCGUGCUCACUGGUGGCGUUGGCUCCGUGGUGAUUUGGCUGAUACGGGAAUGGGGAGCGAAGUGGAGGCACGAGAGGGUAGCGAAGACUACCAGAGCGUGCGGGAAGAACGAUGCUGGAGAAGCGGGUCUGAAAGACCAGGCUAGACUACCCGGUGGGACCAGAGAGGAAAAGCUGUCAAAGGAUGUGGCAGGUGCUGCGACUACUUCCUAA
Letharia lupina is the source of this 1743-nucleotide messenger RNA. RefSeq lists its product as uncharacterized. Bases 1 to 1743 code for a protein of 580 amino acids. Gene Ontology annotation, biological process: transmembrane transport. Gene Ontology annotation, molecular function: transmembrane transporter activity. NCBI's taxonomy places the organism in Eukaryota, Fungi, Ascomycota, Lecanoromycetes, Lecanorales, Parmeliaceae. The record is from RefSeq and is a predicted model, not a curated record. The transcript has a single exon.